AUGAUGCGUCUUGUUAACGGUGCGUCUACUACUGCGGGCCGAUUGGAAGUCUACUUCAACGGCCAGUGGGGUACGGUCUGUGACGAUGGCUGGUCACUUGAUGAGGCCACCGUAGUCUGCCGUCAACUUGGCCUUGGUGACGCCCAAGAAGCAACCCACAACGCCUCCUUCGGUCCUGGUACCGGAGACAUCCUUCUUGGCAAUGUGAGCUGUUCUGGAAACGAAGAUACUCUGAUGGAUUGCAGCCAUCCACCCGUCGGGACGCAUCAUUGUACACACAUGGAGGAUGCUGGCGUCAUAUGCCGGGCACAAGCUUCGAUUCGGUUGAGUGGAGGAGCCGUCGAUCAUGAGGGUCGUGUAGAGCUCUUCUAUAACAGCGUAUGGGGCACAGUGUGUCACGGUGGCUGGGACCUGAACGACGCCAAGGUGGCUUGCCGGCAGCUAGGCUUCCCUGGCGCUCUAUCGUACACGACCCAUGCGGCUUAUGGAGGUGGCACCGGUCUAGUUCUUCUUAACAACGUAGCGUGCGUGGGUAACGAGGCCGACCUGUGGAGCUGCGGGCAUGCAGGAGUCGGCUCCUUUUGGUGUGGUCAUGGCUCCGAUGCAGGCGUGGUGUGCUCACCAUCAGACAUCGAAGAUCCAGAAGUUAGUUGCCCAAAUAGUGUUCCGUCUCAGGACACAGACCUCGGAAUGUCGUCUGCUGUGGUUACAUGGACACCAAUGCCAUCAGCUACUGAUAAUGUGGACAACUUCACUAUCAACGACAUCACAUGUCAAGAUGAAGCGGGCAAUGUCGUGGAGUCUGAUGGUACUUAUUCAUUGGGCACAACGACAGUGACCUGCCUUGUAUUUGACAGCGCUCACAACAAGGGAUCUUGCAAAUUUGUCAUACACGUUGUAGGUGAGUUUUGUUCAAACAUUUGA
Patiria miniata (bat star) is the source of this 924-nucleotide messenger RNA. RefSeq names its product deleted in malignant brain tumors 1 protein-like. Gene Ontology annotation, cellular component: membrane. The record is from RefSeq and is a predicted model, not a curated record. The transcript has 4 exons. NCBI's taxonomy places the organism in Eukaryota, Metazoa, Echinodermata, Asteroidea, Valvatida, Asterinidae. Bases 1 to 924 code for a protein of 307 amino acids.